Molecule: messenger RNA, 1278 nt
Organism: Engraulis encrasicolus (European anchovy)
Lineage: Eukaryota; Metazoa; Chordata; Actinopteri; Clupeiformes; Engraulidae
Gene: mul3
Product: mitochondrial ubiquitin ligase activator of nfkb 1-A
Exons: 5
Coding region: 252-1067 (271 amino acids)
Biological process (GO): protein ubiquitination; organelle organization
Molecular function (GO): ubiquitin-protein transferase activity
Source: RefSeq, a predicted model, not a curated record
AAAACAAGGAAGUGAAUCGAGAUAAUAAGGGUCAGAAGGGUUUUUACUUUCGAUCAAGCCCAGAGUAACAUCAUUUAAAUGGAUGGGAGAUAUCGUAUCAGGCAAGGAAUAUUUAUAUUCGGAGAGUUGUGCGUUGUGUUAGCAUAAGAAAAAGUAAAGCUCUUUGUUUUGGCAGCAGCUUCUCUCUUUGGGCACCACGCGCGUUCGCAUGCGGCUGGGCGUAGUCACUGAAACUCACACAAUAUACAAGAAUGAGCGACACAUUCGCAACCCCUUGGGCACUGUUAAUUGGGUCCAGUUUCGCUUUCUCUGGACUCUUCUACCAUCUCUACCAAGAAAAGAAAAAGGAAAUCGUUAAACUUAAGGAGAUUCCAAAGUUCCAACCAGACAAUCACCUGCUGAAAAUCCUAAAAGCAUCUCCACACCAUCGGCUACAGUACGUAGCUGUUGAAGGCGUUAUACAACCCGAUGGUGACCCCAUAGCCAGUCAGUAUGUGCCUAAAUGUUUUGGGGUUGUCCAGAAGGUCAUUAUUGAGGAGAACUGGAAAGUGUGGAACUCAAUUACAAAUAAAUGGACAAACAAGACAAUGAACCAGAAGGUGAGCAACAACGCGGUCCCCUUCAGCUUGGUGAGCCCAGGAUCCUACAUCCCAGACACCCUGGUGAAGGUGCAGUCCCCACUGCAGGCCUCAGGAGACUUCCUGGAGCUGGUCUUCAAGCAGCGGAAGCUCUCCCAGGGCGGCGUCGUGGACGCAGUGCUGCAGGGCGUCAGUGGAGAGAGACCUGUGAGCCGAGAUGUGAGGGAAGAGAUGCUGACGGUUGGAACGCCUCUCACGGCUUUUGGUGAGGUGGUCCUGGAGUACGGCGAGAAGAUAAGCAUACACCCACCCCGAGACGGGCGGACAUAUGUGCUGAUGGUAGGAGACCACCGCAGCUUCAUCGAGCGGCACGAGGGCACGGCUGGGUGGUGGAAAGCGUUGUCCGCCUUCUGUGGCAUCACAGGGUCAGCAGUGCUGGCAGGGGUAAUAUACGAUGCUACCAAGGGACACGGUGACCGAAGGAAGUAGCCCACUGAAGUGGUUUAAAAUCUGAAGGCCAUACUAUGUGUGCACAACACAGACUACAUCCUUCAUUUUACUUUGUGCCAAACCAUUUAGGAUCAGAAAAUAAAGAGGGUUUUUUUGUUGUUGGAAGCUUAAGCUAAUGUCAAAGAAAAGGGGGGUGCACCUUGCAUCAAUUGUUUUCUUUAUUUUUUGUGCACAGACGUGUUUCGGCGUG